AUGAAAGUGUGUGCAGAAGCGGAGGAAGCCCCGGUGCGCCUCGUUUGUUUUUUCCUGCGCUCACAUCGUUAGUUUUUACUGCGGACGCACGCGACUGUCACAAUAUCAAAGCACCGAGGAAAGUUUACUCCAAGUCUCCGGGUGUGUGUGUGUGCGCGUGUGUGUUGGAUCUCAUGUGUGUGCUCAGUCUGUCUGUCUAAUAGUGACCCCCCAGCGCGGUGUUUAAAGGGAAGACAAGAGAGCUGAGUCAACGAAUCGCAGGCAGAAGGAUGCAACAGUUCAUGUGCGCAGCUUGCACUUUUCUUGCGAUUGGACGUAGUUGGAGGAUGUGGAGGAAAAGAUCGGGAACCCUCAUCUAUUAGACACAAUCCUGAGAUAAACAGGAAAGAUCGACGCGUGAAAAGCAUACUCUGUCCACUUGUUUCUCAGCCAAUAAUGGACAUUUAGACACUUUGGAGGGACUUCAUGCUCUGCUGGAAUGAAGUGGCAGUGGGGGUUCGGCGGUGAGUAGCAGUCUGAUCUGCACCCAACAUGCAUCGCAUUCUGCAGAGGAGGAGAGUGCGCAAGCUGCGGGUCUUCUGGACUUCUCUGGCCCUGGUGGCUCUGUCCCUGGCCGCCUGCAGCGCGCUGUUCACGGCGUGGACUUGGAGACAAACGCGGGACCUGUCUCAGUCCUUCAAGAUCCUGCAGGACCGAAUAGAGCAGGUUAACACACAGAGGAAGGCCAUUGUUCAGCUCAUUCUGGAGAAGAGAGAGCUGCUGGUCGGGCACAGAGUGAAAAGAAACGGGGGGGCGCUGCGAGGGAGGAAUGGAAAUGGAAAGAAAGCGGCGUCUCAUUUCGAGAUAACCAAAGUCUCCUCUCAGCAAGUGGGAGAAGGUGGUGUGAUAAAGGGUUGGGAAGAGAGGACCUUGAAUAUGACUAAAGCGGUGAAGUACAACAAGGAACUCGGCAUCUUCACUGUGGAGAAAGCUGGCGUCUACUUCCUGUUCUGCCAGGUGCUGUUCAACGAGCAGCAGUCUCAGUAUGUGAAGCUGGACGUGGUGACCAGCGGCCAGAGGCCUCAGAAGCUGCAGUGCAUCGAGGGCUACGGGACGACCCCCUCCGCCGGGCCCCACCCUUUCCACUUCCUGAAGCCGUGCCAGGUGUCCGGCCUGCUCCGAUUGGACAAGGGCACGGAGCUGCAGGCUAUCACAGGCUCUGCAUUCAGACUCCACUCUCUGGGCAAUCCCUCCGCCUCGCCUCACAUCUUCAGCAUCUUCAAAGUCAACUGAACUUUGGAUCUUGUUCAUACUAACUCAGAAGUCUUUGCACGGAUGACAUUUGGUCCGGGGCGUCCCAUCACGCCGCUGCCUCUUUCCAAAGACCGUCAUUUGAAAGACAAACAUUUGUGGAAGUUGUUCUGGAAUUUUUUCUCUUGACAGCUGUGCUGUUUUUCGAAUGCAAAACGCAGACUUUUGGAUUAAAACCAAAACCAGAAGAAGGUUGAAAUUCCUCAAUGCAAGUCUGCCGAGAGAACAGAUGUGAUGGAAGCCGAUCUGCCGAUUGAGCGCUUUAUAUAAACAGAAAAAACAAGAUGUUCUUCGUAGCCUUUGUAUCAAUUAAUUAAUUGUGCUUUUUUUUUUAUAAGACUGACAGUAAAGCUGUGCAUGCACCUUCCACUUUUAUAUCACCGGUGCCUCAGGAAGCUGAGCGCACGUCUGAGUCGGAUCUCGACACUAUAAGUUGUCAACGGUAUUUUAUACAAAGCAGCGUCUGUGUGUGAAAUCUAAUUAAUCAAACAAGUAUACUGAUUUUAUGACUUUAACAAUGCAAUGUGUGUUCUUGAAAUACUUUGUAUAUACUUCACUCAUAUUUUACUUGUUUUGAAUAACGUGGAUGUGAAUUUGUGCUCUUUUCUAAAGGUCAAAUCUGAUUGUAAGGUAUUUGUGUGUAUAGCGUUGGCUUGACUUUUUGAAAGUACUUUUAGUAAGCAAAGCAUACAGGUUUAAAUGACAUUUAACUGCCUUUGUUAUCUGUUUGAUGGUGCAAUAACCAUGUCUUGCAAAUCAUCAGAUAAUUGUUGAUUUACCCUUAAAAGUCAGUGAUUCAAAAGUAUUGGAAAGGCCCUCAUAUGGCCAAGUAAAAGUAAAUAAGACAAAUAAAACAUUUAUUUUAAAGGAC
Molecule: messenger RNA, 2161 nt
Organism: Trematomus bernacchii (emerald rockcod)
Lineage: Eukaryota; Metazoa; Chordata; Actinopteri; Perciformes; Nototheniidae
Gene: tnfsf12
Product: TNF superfamily member 12
Exons: 6
Coding region: 532-1272 (246 amino acids)
Biological process (GO): immune response
Cellular component (GO): membrane
Molecular function (GO): receptor ligand activity; tumor necrosis factor receptor binding
Source: RefSeq, a predicted model, not a curated record